CAUAGGCUCUAAGUACUGUAAGUAAACUUUACCAGGCUGCUUGCCAAAUAUAUUUCACAUCACAUUGAAGGGAAGUCUACUCUGUGACCAAUAUGCGUUUGACGGAAGUUCGCUGACAGUGGCUUUAUAGUUUUUUUAGUGACGUGAAUGCGUGUUGGUGACGUGAUCUAUUAGAUGCUCAAGAGAGUGAUUCAUUGAGGGUUAGUCGAAAAUGAAUUUACUGUGCUCCUGUAAAGGACAAAUGGUAUGAAGUCGGUGAUGAAUCAAAACUUCGUCAGCGGGAGAAUGAACUGUAUUAUCCUAACAGCAUAGCCUACUCUUGAAGAUGGCAACGAAUUUUUUGGUGGCAGGUGUACAGUGUAUUGCCAAAAGCGACCACUUAAAGCUUAAGCCUGGUGAAAUUGCUUAUCAAAAAGGAAAUAUCAUCACCGUAGUGGAGCCAACACAGGAAAAGGGUAUAUAUAAAGCCCGAAACAACAAGACAGGAGAGGAAGGGCUUAUUUCUAGCACCAAUAUGAGGGAGAGAGAGGCCAUACGCAUAGACUCCUGCCUCAGCCUUAUGCCUAUAUGCUUCAGUUGGUUUCAUGGGAAGAUUUCAGGCCAAGAGGCUUUGAAGAAGUUGAAGCCCAGAGAGGAUGGCCUGUUUCUGGUGCGUGAGUCCUUCCGCCACCCUGGGGAUUAUGUCCUAUGUGUCAGCUUUGCUGGGGAUGUCAUUCACUACCGAGUCAUCUACCAGGACAACAAACUUACAAUUGACAGCUCCCAGUUCUUCUAUAACCUUAUAGACAUGAUUGCGUUUUAUUCUAAAAAUAAGGGAGCCAUUGCUACCAUUCUGCACAGACCUAAAGAGAAAGCAGGAACCAGGUCAGCUGAGUUAGAGAUAUCUAAAGCGGGAUGGCUCCUCGAAAUGGACAAGCUCAUUUUAGGAGCGAGCAUUGGAGAGGGAGAGUUUGGGGAGGUGUAUGAAGGGGAGUACUUGGGCCAGAAGGUGGCAGUAAAGAACAUUAAAUGUGAUGUCACAGCUCAAGCUUUUUUGUCAGAGACAGCAGUCAUGACGAAACUACAGCACAAGAAUUUGGUGAGGUUGUUGGGUGUGAUUUUACACAAUGGAUUGUACAUAGUCACUGAAUUGAUGGACAAGGGCAACCUGGUGAAUUUUCUACGCACAAGAGGGCGCUCUCAGAUCAGCACUGGCCAGCUGAUGCGUUUUGCACUAGACGUAUGUGAGGGAAUGGAGUACCUCGAGUCCAAAAAGUUGGUUCACAGGGAUCUGGCAGCCCGUAACGUCUUGGUGUCUGAAGAGACGGUGGCCAAAGUCAGUGAUUUUGGGCUCACCAAAGGGGACUCGAAGGGCUCAGAGCAAGUAAAGUUACCCGUCAAAUGGACUGCACCAGAGGCCUUGAGGAAAGAGAAAUUCUCCACGCGGUCAGAUGUUUGGAGCUAUGGGAUCUUCCUGUGGGAGACAUUCUCCUACGGCCGUCAGCCCUACCCAAAGAUGUCACUAAAAGAGGUGAGAGAGAGAGUAGAGCAGGGCUAUCGGAUGGAGGCACCUGACGACUGCCCUCCUGCUGUUUACCAACUCAUGGGGAGCUGCUGGCAGGAAGAGCCGGGGAAGAGGCCCUCUUUCCACAAACUCAGGGACAAGCUGCAGAAGGAGAUCGACAGAUAGAGUAAUAGACAUUGUGUCCUGUGUGAUACACACUCUACUAAUACUGUAUACCAUACUAUAUGCUAAUAAUUCUUUAGACGUGCUCUGACCUCCUUUAGAUUUUCUUCAGCCUUUAUACUGUGUACUGAACUGAUUGUUGUUGAGCUUUUAAGUUUAUUAUUGUGUAAAUAUAUUUGGAAAAUUCAGCUUGUAUUUCUAGACAUGUUCUUUUUUAAAUGUAUAUUUUUUGUUUUGUAAUGAAAUGUACUACACAUGUCCUUUUGUGUAUCAUUUUAUUUCACUUUAUGUUGCAUAAAAUGUGAAAAGAUGCUGCAGGUGGUCAACAGCAUUUUCACUGCAUCAUCUGCCUGACGCAGAGAUGAACGGAACAGAAAUGAAUUCACAAUUGACAAAAUGUCUUGACUACAGGUAUCGCAACAAUCCACUGUAAUAUACUUCUGUUACUGCCUCUACUGCUCCUAACAGAACGGGAUGUGGAGGGGACAGGGGAAAAUGCUUUAUCUGGGAUUAAAACUCAGAUCACCAGUAUCUGCUUGUGUUGUACUGUAAUUGUCCAGCAAUAUGCCCAGCGCCUCAGGGCUUAAUAUGCAAAAUCUUGAAUGUUAUUGCUGAUAUAAGUAAGGAAUUACAAAGCGGACAGCAGCCUGUGUGGAGGGGCUUUCUGGAGUUACAGGGGAUUGGGUAGAGAUAUCCUCUUUUCUUUCCAUCUCAUCUGGGCUAAGAUCUCAGGACAACAGUUCCUCUGACUCAUCAGAGUUUUGUAAGACCUCUUGGGACCGAGGGACAUUUGCUGUUUUUUUUAGAUAGUCUCAUGCAUCUCUCUUCACACUUGACACGUAGCUUUGAAACAUUACAUAAUGAAACCUGCUGUUGCUGUCGUCCUAUAGAACUGAUGAGAUUUUGAAAGAUUUAGGCAGGGAGAAUUUUUUUUUUUUCUUUUGUUUUGUUUCGUUGUCACGUUACAUCCAAAAUUAAAUAUGUCAUUAGUUUUAA
Clupea harengus (Atlantic herring) is the source of this 2662-nucleotide messenger RNA. It is a transcript of the gene matk, whose product is annotated as megakaryocyte-associated tyrosine kinase. The record is from RefSeq and is a predicted model, not a curated record. NCBI's taxonomy places the organism in Eukaryota, Metazoa, Chordata, Actinopteri, Clupeiformes, Clupeidae. Gene Ontology annotation, biological process: protein phosphorylation. Gene Ontology annotation, molecular function: ATP binding; protein binding; protein tyrosine kinase activity.